Molecule: messenger RNA, 612 nt
Organism: Penicillium odoratum
Lineage: Eukaryota; Fungi; Ascomycota; Eurotiomycetes; Eurotiales; Aspergillaceae
Product: CaiB/BaiF CoA transferase family protein
Exons: 4
Coding region: 1-612 (203 amino acids)
Molecular function (GO): catalytic activity
Source: RefSeq, a predicted model, not a curated record
AUGGAUGAGCUCGGAAUCGGCUACUCGGCACUUUGCAAGGUCAACCCGUCAAUUAUUCACGCAAGUGUCUCUGGUUACGGUGCGAGUGGACCGUAUGCUCAACGUGCCGGUUAUGAUGCCAUCGCUGCAGCUGAGGCGGGCUUGCUACAUAUCACCGGGGAGAGGGAUGGUCCCCCCACACGCCCUGGCCUGGGCCUGACAGACAUGAGCACUGGAUUGUUUCUACACGGAGCCAUCCUUACAGCCCUAUUCUCUCGUCAGAAAACUGGCAAAGGUCAAAAGAUUGACGCCUCCCUGUUCGAAAGCCAGGUGGCCUUGCUGGCAAACGUCGCCAUGUCGUGGCUGAAUGUCGGAGAGGUCGCUCAGCGUUGGGGAACCGCACAUCCCAGCAUAGUGCCUUAUCAGGCUUUCAAAACCAAAGACUCCUAUCUGGUACUGGGAGCGACCAAUAACCGACAAUUUCAGUUACUGUACAAUCGUGCUCGAGUGAAGAACCGAAAUGAACUCACUGAAGUUCUUGAGAAGAUUAUGCUGAGCAAGUCUACCGAUGAAUGGAUGGCAAAGUUAGAAGGAAACAGCGGCAAGACAUAUGGUACACAGUAUACCUUAUGA